CUUAAAAAAAACCUCGCGCGGAUUAAUUUGUGAUUUGCAUUUAAUCGAUGAUUGAUGUUUGGUUGAUUAAUUGCUGGCUUUAACAAGUCUUUUUAAAUGAAAGGAGGGCAGCAAAGUGGUAUUGAUAUGUCGAGGAAGCAUUAUGUGAUACGAUAAGUGUGUUUAUGUAAUAUCACCGUGUUGUUUAGAUGUACUUUUUUUAAAGUAAGGUGUAGACUAGAUCUCCAAUGGUUUUUGAUAAACACAAACUAAUUACUGAUUUUAUAUUAAUUAAUUACUGAAAUACUGACCAAAAAAACACACACACAUACGUGCCUGUCUAUCUUUUUAUCGUUGGAUUAUUUUUUAAGGGUGAUAUUAAUCUGUUAGUAAACUUCACUAUUUAAAUUUGUGUCAUUGUUAAGAUUUUAAAGAAACUUAAUCUAAUUAAUUUGAAUUAAUUAAUUAAAUUUCACCAGAUAUUUCAGUAACUUUUGUUGGCUUGACAAUUUAUUUCGUCUUCUUCGUCAGACUGGGAUAAUAUUGUAAACAACUUCAGCGAGUAACCAAUAUUUGCAAUUAAAACAGAAUGUUCGUAUGAAGACAGACGUCAUAAGAACUAAUUCUCUUCGCUACCUUUAAGCAUUAAUUUAUUGGCGUUCGUUCGGUAUUGGUCUACAUAUAUUCCGCGUGAGGAAACCACGUUAUUCACCCUCUUCAACCUAGUCUCUUUUAUGUCAAGAAGGAGAGUUGUUUGGAUGAACGAUGACGUGUACUAAUACCGAAAGACUGCCAGUUUAUUUGUGAUUUAUUUAUAACUGGCUGGUUUUAUUAGUUGUAUUGUACGGGUUAGAUAUGUUUAAGACACUGAGAUUUUCUUUUAAAACGUUGACACGGAGGAAGGAAGUUGUAAAAUUAGUACAAGACAGUACAAGGCUGGAAGUGGCUUCAUAUCGUAGCUAGGACUCGUCGUAUUGAACAUGUCGACGUAUAAAUUUACAGCAAUGAAGAAGAAAUCAAAUAAAGUUAAGACGAAGGGUGGGGACGGAAGUGUCCAGCCGACAUUAUUCCAGACUUGGGGUGCGAAAAGUACCGUCUCGACAUCGAGUUUCAGCAAUGGUGUAUCCACCGUUGACGAUAUUACGAUAGUCAGUGACGACGAAGACGAAUUUUUGGUACAAGCGUUGGAAUCUAGUAGAAUGUUGCCAACAUCACGCAAACGAAUCUGGAAAGAGAAGCGAGUGAUAUUCCUCACUCCCCAGGUAUUGGCGAACGAUUUGACUCGUGGCACUUGCAAGCCGGAAUCAAUCAAGUGUGUCGUUGUGGAUGAAGCCCACAAGUCUUUGGGCAACCAUGCCUACUGUCAGGUUAUACGAGAACUUGUGAAAAAAUCCAGGGAUUUCCGAGUGUUGGCGUUGAGUGCGACUCCAGGCAAUAAUUUAAAGGUCAAAUUAUAUUGGAAUGUUUCCUUUGGUGUUUUUAUAUAUGUGAAGGUCUACUCAAACGAACGUAAAAUUGAAAAGAUUGUCGUACCCCUGGGAUCAGAAAUCGAUGCGAUUGACAAGAAAUAUGUUGAGAUACUGGAAUCAGUGGUGCACCGGUUGACAUGUCGAAAGUUGCUCUACAGAGUCACUGCUCAAACUGUGUCCAAGUUUACCGUACUCAAGGCUCGUGAUGCUUUUAGACAGAAACCUCCUCAAAACCUCUCGCCCAGCAUAAUGGGGAGUAUCGAGGGAGACUUUGGUCUGUUAAUAAGUCUCUGCCAUGGCCACGAGUUGCUACAGCUCCACGGUCUACGUUCGUUCUACCAAUAUAUAACCAAUAUGAUGGACAACAGCAGUGGCCGGUCACGACAGGAACUUUUCAAGAAUCCAGCAUUUAUUGAGAUUUAUGAACAACUUCAGAAAGAAUAUGGAGGACAGAACAUCUCUUUUACCCAAAUGUCGACGCAGGAGAAGACUGUUCCCUAUGUCCUUGGUCAUCCCAAACUAGAAAAGUUGUUGGAAAUUGUGGUCAGUCAUUUCAAGAAUUUCCAAAAAGAGAAUGGUAACCUGGAGACCCGUGUUAUGAUUUUCUCUCAGUACCGAAACAGCGUCACUGACAUUGCUGAAAUGUUGAAACGAGAACGACCCUUAAUUAAAGCAAUGAGUUUCAUUGGUCAGUCUGUCGGUAAGAACACAAAGGGAUUCACGCAAAAGGAACAAAUUAAGGUGAUGAAAGAGUUUCGAGAGGGGGGUUAUAACACCUUAAUUGCGACAUGUGUCGGAGAAGAAGGUCUGGACAUUGGAGACGUGGACCUUAUAAUAUGCUUCGACACAUGCAAAAGCCCCGUUCGUUUUGUCCAAAGAAUGGGGAGAACAGGACGGAAACGAGAUGGAAAAAUCAUAAUGCUGAUCACGAAAGGCAAAGAAGAGCAAAUGUACAAGCAAGCUCGCUAUCAAUGGAACAGUCUCAACAAGUCUCUCAGCAACAAAUAUGGGCAACUGGUCUUUUACAAUCACCAACCGACCAUCUUUCCAGAAGGUUUGGUACCUCGCUGUCUCAAAACCAAUAUUGUUGUCAAAGAAUCAUUCCAGAAUAUACACUGUCCAAAGGAGAAGAAAGUGAAGAAAUCCCUGAAGAAGCAGAAGACAACAAGCUCCAAGAAUGACAACCAAGAUAUAUCGUUAUUUACAUCGCCCAUUGUACCUACUGUGGACGCUUACCUUCAGCCAACGACAAGUGGUGCAAGCCGGGUCCACUUGGUUAACGAGCCUGGGAGGGACCGAAUGUACUCUUUACUUAGUAGUAGUAGCAGUGAUGAUGAUGAUGGUAACUGCAAGCUUCUAGAUCUGAAUGUCACAAACUUCAAACGCAAAGAGAAUUUGUUUGGCAAGAAAACAAAAAAGACUUCAGAGAAGGACUCCAAGACAAUGGAGAAAACGAAGAAGAAAGGUAAAAAAGUUGUUGGUAAGAGUAAAAAUCAGAUUGAGAAGACAGCAACGGGGUCAAAGAAGAAUAAUAAUAAUAAGAAGAAAGAAUCAUUUUCUGGUGAUGAAAUAUCAAAUGAUGAAGCUGUUAGUAGCAGCCUUCGUUUUGGAAUUGAUUAUUUAUUGAAUAAGAAUAAUCCUGAGUAUUGUUCUGAAUCUGUCUCAGAUUUGUUAUUGAUCGAGGAAGCAAAUUCUGAGGUUUCUAAGGAAGUAUUAGGUCAUGCCAACCAUUCUCUGCCAGACAUGCCAUUAUCCCCCAUCAUUCCAUCGAAUGUGCAAGCUUCAUUAUUGCAGAUGAGCAAGGCUGAGAAUUCUUUACAUGGCAGUAUGGUACCGGUGGCUCCUGUCUUUGAGGCUAUUACUAAAUUAAUCGACGAUUUUCGAAACGUCCUGUCUUCACAAUCACCAGAUUUGGACUUAGGACACCUUACAAAGAAAUGGGAUAAUGAAUUUGAAGGGCUACUGCAAGGUGGUGUGACAGUAAAGUCUUUAAAGGUAUCAGAAACGGCGGCAGAAACUCCACUUAAGGAACCAUUGGCAAUUUCUAAAAAUGUUAGUCGUAAACGAAAACUGGAAGGUGAUGAUGUUGAUGAAGAUGUUAUGACUGAGUCUGAGAGAAUUGAAAAUAUUUCUGUUUUUGCACCAAAUAUAUCUGAGGAAAUGGCUGAGAAAACAGUAAAAUCAGACAAGCUUAAAAUAUCAGAGAACACCUCAAAGUCGACAGCAAAAUGUCACUUGGGUACUUUAAACUUUUAUGACAAAGACUUUUUCUCGGACUCAAGUCUUUUUAUAGAUGACGAUUUUGAUGAUUCUGAUGGAGUGGUCAAACUCUUUUCACCACAGCUGACCAAUGCAACCAACACAAAAAUCAGAACAAACAACUCAAGAAACACAAGUCGACUGUCCAACACCAGCAACAGAACUAAUCGUGUGGACACAAGUGGACCCUCCGAUGUAAUCAGCAAAAUUAGUCCAAGCAAUACGACCACGUCAUUCAACAGGAGCAGCACAACGAGUCCAGUAGAUGCAAACAACACAGGCAUCACAACAGUGAUAACUGGACCUGUCGACACAAGCAUCACAAAUAGUCCAUCUGAUACAAACAGCACAAGCAACACAACUAUGCCAUUCAACACAAACAUCACAACUAGACCAUCCAACACAAGCAUCACAACUAGACCAAGUGACAAAAACAGCACAAGCAACACAACUAUGCCAUUCAACACAAACAUCACAACUAGACCAAGUGACGAAAACAGCACAAGCAACGCAAAUGGACCAUUCAACACAAGCAACACAACUAUGCCGUUCGACACAAGCGUCACAACUAGACCAAGUGAAAAAAACAGUACAAGCAACGCAAAUGGACCAUGCAAGACAAGCAACACAAAUGGACCAUCCAACACAAGUAUCACAACUAUUUCUGCCAACACAAGCAACACAAGUGUGAAGCCGAAUUGGGUGUUCAGACAUCAGGAACCAAUCAACGAGCAGGUAAAUGCUGGCAAUAAAGUUCCCGCCAAUGAUAAGAAGCUUAAUCCAGCUUUGAGUGUUUCAAAACCGCCAACCUCCAAGAGUUCCUUGGAAUUAUGCGAAGACAACGGUGCGGAAUUGGUCGAUGAUGGAAUUUAUUUCGAUCUGAGUGCAGAUAUGUUCUCUGAUUUUGAUGAUGAUGCUGAUGACCUCAGUAAGGGAAAGAAUGAUAACAACAACAACAAGCCAAGAACACCAAGCAGCUUCCUAAGUGAUGACCAGAAUAAAUGUACAAGAGAAGCACCAUUUUCUGGUAAAGAAACUGACCCCUCAAAAAGGGUUCCUGGAGAUGGAGGAAUAAACUCCACUCUGGGAUGUAAGCUCUCUUCACUUAUUAAUUCUAGUAUGACUAUCAAAGAUUCUUCGACAAACAAAAAAAUUCCUGAAGACUCUCUCAACUUUGACCUUGAAUUUGACAGUGAGGACGACAACUUGUUUAAGUCAACAGACGGCGCUGGUCAACAGAGUGAUUUGGUCCUCGAAGACAAUGAUGUCCCUGAAUUCAGUCUUGAAUUUGACUUUGAUGAUGGCAGUCCACUAACGGUAAAUGGGUCGUGUUCUCCACAGGGAAACCAAUCAAAGACAAUAUUUGACAUCAACAUCAACACUGCAAACAACAGCAAAUCACAGACUGAAGAGAGGAGUCAAAGUACAAGUGGUAGUAAGACCAUUCCAUUCCUAAAUUAUUCCACUAACUCGGCACAAACUGUUGAGGCGAUGGUUAGUGAAGGAAAAGAAGGAAAGAACUCUGAAGAUCUGAAGCUACGCUCAUUAAUUGUUGCAGAGUCACCAUUUCAAUGCACCACUAGUAGGAUCAGUAUGUCACGUGGAUUAAAUGGAAAUGUGACCCCACAGUCAUGUGGAAAGGUGACCCCAGAGCUCUAUGGAAAGGUGACCUCAGAGCUCAAUGGAAAGGUGACCCCAGAGCUCUAUGGAAAGGUGACCCCAGAGCUCUAUGGAAAGGUGACCCCAGAGCUCUAUGGAAAGGUGACCCCAGGGCCCUCUGGAAAGGUGACGCCAAAACCUCUUCAACAGCUCAAUUCUUAUUCCAGUUCCUUACAAGGUUCUGUGAAAAGCUGUCCCACCACCAACACUACUACUACUACUACUACUACUACUACUGCAAACAAUGAUGAUGAUGUUGUUCAUGAUGACAAUGAUGUGAUUGUUCUUGAUGAUGAUGAUGACGAUGAUGAUGAUGUUAUCAUCAAGCCUAAGAAGAGAGCUGUUAUUUUCUCUCCGUCCUCCGAUGGCUCCACACCAAGGUCAGAGGUGAAAGGUCGCCAUGGUACCAAUUCUUCAGCAACUGGGCUGCUUUCCAGUGAUUUAGACUCACCUGUGACAAUACAUAGAGGGGUAAUAAAUAAGAGAUUUACAGGGAAAAAACGUAGAGUGAUUGAAGAUGAGUCUAACGAGUCUGACUUUGAAAAUGAUUUUGAAGCACAUCUGACAAAACCUGGGUUGAACAGCAAAAGAUCAACUCCGAAACCUGUUGUGGUAUCUCAAUCAAAGAGGAGGAAGAUACACAGAAAAAGUGUCAAUGGUGGCCGUCAAUUUCUUGAUGAGGAAGCAGUGUUAUCUGGAAGUGACUCGGAGUCUUCUAAUGAUGAUGAAAUUGCUAACGAAUUGGAUAAUUAUGAAGGAAGUUUCAUUGAUGACAAUUAUACACUUGGAAGGUCACAAGUGGAUAUGAAGACUGUUUACUUGAAGUCAGUGAAAAGCCCCUUGCCCAAGCCAAACGCUUAUAAAUUACAGUACAGAUAUCAUGCAAUGGAUGUGUUCUCCCAGGAGUCAGAACCUGAUGUUGACUGUUAUGAAGACGACAGCUUCUUGGAUGACAGCAGUGAGAUAUGUGAGUUUGAUUCUGUUGAUUGAUUUCGCUCUCUCUUUAUCUCUCUCUCUCUCUUUAUCUCUCUCUCUCUCU
Messenger RNA from Octopus bimaculoides (California two-spot octopus), 6405 nucleotides. RefSeq lists its product as uncharacterized. The record is from RefSeq and is a predicted model, not a curated record. Gene Ontology annotation, molecular function: four-way junction helicase activity; four-way junction DNA binding; ATP binding. NCBI's taxonomy places the organism in Eukaryota, Metazoa, Mollusca, Cephalopoda, Octopoda, Octopodidae. Gene Ontology annotation, biological process: double-strand break repair via synthesis-dependent strand annealing; interstrand cross-link repair.